UGAUGUCAUGUCAUUUGCAUAAUUGCAUGCAUGGGAUUCCUUUAAAAGGCUAAAAAAAAAUGUGAGACAUAUAUUUGAAGACAAAUCCUUGUGUUAUUUGUUUUUUGUGUCUAUUUUGGCUUGUUCUUUUUACAUUAUGCCUUUUUGCUCUAUUUUUCCAUUUUUGCUAGGAUUUUUUUUGUUGGUUUGAUUUCUACAAUGUGCCUUAGGUCCAUUUUAUUAAAAAAAAAAAAAAAGUUUUAUGCAAAUGGACCCCAGGCCGCUCUUUGGACAUCCCUGGUUUACUAUUUCACCGAGAGGUGAGAAGUGUUACCAAACGACAGAAGAGUGUCGGUGAAUGCAUGAUACAAGAAACACAAGAAAUUGGGAACAUACCACCGCCUAACAGGCUGUGCCAAAUCCAUUCGUGGCAGCUCAGAUUUAUUAGUGGCAGCCUGCCACAAAUACAUGCAUGUAUGGGAAACACUGCUGCAGAAUAAAAUAAUAGAAAACACAUUGUAAAAGUUUGACGUGCAUUUAUUUUUCCGAACACUGGAGGGCAGUACACAGCUUAACACUAAACACCCGUCCUGACUGUUGUAUGAGGCAAUCAAAUAAGUCAUUUUUACAACUCUUAACUUAGUUAAGGAUUAGUUAUUUAAAAAAACAGACUUGUUAAAGGAAAACGGCACUUUUUUUGGAAUUUUUCCCAUCAUCCACAAUCUUUAUGUGAAACAUGAACACACAUCUUUCCCAUUUCUGUGCGUUCUAAGAGAGAAAAACAGCUUGCAGGAGGCUGCUAGCAAUGCACUUAAUGGAACUCGCCUAAAGCCCGAAAAAAAACCCCACGCAAAACACCAACAAUGUUCCAUUUACAUAACGUGACCGGCAUAUUAACCAAGCUACAGCUGCAUUGUUAUUGUAGGAAAUACCACUGAAGAACUACUUUACUUGCGUAGUGACACAGCGCCUCGCUCACAACACCUCACGCCACAGAGUGAUGUGUGAUACCACUUUAUUUUCCAAUUCUCAACUCAACUCAAAUACUGAGUAAUAUUCAGGCUGGUAUCGACGAUACUGAUCCAAUACCGAUACUUUGUACAAAUACACCUAACACAGGGGUCACCAGGUCGCCCCUAAGGACCAUAUUAGUCACCUGCAGGCCUGUUCUUGAAAUAGCUCAAAUAGCGCCACUCACCAGUGAGGUGCAUCUCAUUUUUUUGGUUGCUAUUCUUGUUUAAAUCACACGUCAUUUUAUGUGGCCCGCGAGAGCGAUUAAAUAGGUGAAAGGCGUACUACAAAAACUACAUUUCCCACAAUGCCUGUCGACUACAAUACGAAGUGACGGCUCACCGCCACUAAACGGCAGUGUCUCCACAUCAAUGCCAACGAGUUGAAUUGACAAAUAAAUAAUGAUCCCAAAAUGUCCAAGGAGAGAAAAGUUGAUACGGAUGGAAGACCGUUUCAGGAAAGAUGGGAAGGCAGGUACUUGUUUGUGUUUCAAGGAGAAAGACCGGUAUGUCUUUUGUGUUACAAAGCGGUGUCGGCAUUUUGACACUAAACACGCAGCUAAGUACGCCAAAGCUAGCCUUCAAGAAAAGCAACAAAUUGGCCAAGAAUUAAAAGGCAAACUGUGGUUGCAGCAGAGAGUGGUCACAAAAUCCACAGCCAAAAACAAUGCGGCAGUGGAAGCUAGCUUUAUUGUGGCUGAAGAAACUGCCCACGCUUCCAAGUGUUUUCCAGAGGGAGCGUUUUUUGAAGCAGUGCAUGCUGAAGGUCUGUGAGCAGGGUCGCGGUGGUAUGCUGGACUGUCUCAGCCGACUUCGGACGAGGACACCGUCAGUCAUCGAGGGAGGGAGCGGUGCCGUUUUUGUGAUUUUGGGCCCAUAUGGAAGCGGCGUUGAGGCAUUGUGGAGAGAGACGCUAAUCUUGACUUGCUGUCCAAUGGAGGACGACAUGAUGGAAGCGUGGCUGGACGAUCACCUCCAAUUCACACACUCUUAUUUUGUCAGGAAGGCAUCCAGGGAGAUGGUAAACGCCUGGUUCGCCGAACGCGUCCACACCAUCAAACCGGCCACCUCCAAAGACAGCCCCCCCACCUUGGACAACGUGGCGCCGACAACUGCAGCCACCAACCAGCCCCCAGCUACGCCGCCUCGCAAAAUCUCUGCCUCGGAGUUUGACCGCCCGCUCCCACCCAUCGUGGUUAAAGACUCUGAGGGCUCAGUGACGUUCCUGAGUGACACCGACCGCCCAAGUGCACCCCCUGAGCAGGGGUGUGGGGUGGCAGUGGACGGUGAAGAUGGGGGCGGUGGACGGGCGGUGGGGGAUCCUUGCACUCGACUGCUGGGGCUGGUGAAGGACGUUGCCAGCCAUCUGGAUGUGACAGCACUUUGCCACAAGAUCUUCCUACACAUCAACCAACUCAUCGCUGCAGACCGCUACUCGCUAUUUCUGGUGGGCGAAGACAGCUCCAACAAGAAAUUCUUAGUCAGCCGCCUGUUUGACGUGGCCGAGGGUUCCACGCUAGAAGAAUCUUCCAGCAGCUGUAUCCGACUAGAGUGGAACAAAGGUAUAGUGGGACACGUAGCGGCCACGGGACAACCGCUCAACAUCAAGAAUGCUUAUCAGGACCCUCGAUUUAACGCAGAGGUAGACAUGAUCACUGGUUACAAGACGCAAAGUAUUCUUUGUCUGCCCAUCAAGAACCACAAAGACCAAGUUGUUGGAGUGGCCCAAGCUAUUAAUAAGAAACAUGGUGAGGACGGAGCCUUCAGCCAACAAGACGAAAAGGACUUCUCAGCUUACCUGGCCUUUUCAGGCAUUGUGCUACACAACGCACAACUCUACGAGACAUCACAGCUGGAAAACAGACGCAAUCAGGUUCUGCUGGAGUUAGCCAGUCUUCUGUUUGAGGAGCAGCAGAGUGUGGAGGUUCUCCUGAGGAGGUUUGCAGGAACCAUCUUGUCCUUCAUGAUGGCUCAGUCUUGUACCGUCUUCAUCGCUGACAACGACUCCACUCAGAACCCUUUUUCCAGCGUCUUUCACAUGGACUAUGAGGAGCUAGGUCAAGUUCUUAAUGCUCCCAAAAGUGUUAGGGACUGCGUGAGCCAGAUGAACUACAUGUACGCUCAGUAUGUCAAAAACACCAUGCAGCCCCUCAACAUCGCCGACGUCGCCGAAGAUCAACGCUUCCCCUUCACGUGUGAACACCAAUCAGGCAAACCACCGAAAAGUUUACUCUGCACGCCGAUCAAAAACGGCAAAAAGGACAAAGUCAUCGGAGUCUGCCAGUUAGUCAACAAGGCAGACGAAGCGUCGGGUAGCAUAAAGACCUUCAACAGGAACGACGAGCAGUUCUUGGAGGCGUUCGCCGUCUUUUGUGGUCUCGCCAUCCAGAACACGCAAAUGUACGAGACGGUGGAGAGAGCCAUGGCCCAGCAGCAGGUCACCUUGGAGGUUCUUUCGUAUCAUGCCUCUGCUGCUUCAGAAGAGUCCCAGGAACUCCAGGUAGCCGUGAUCCCGUCGGCUCAGUCGUUGCGUCUUUUAGACUUCAACUUCAGCGAUUUUGAAUUGUCGGACGCUGAAACCGCUUUGGGGACGGUUCGCAUGUUCCUGGAUCUCAACCUGGUCCAGACCUUCCAGAUGAAGCACAUGAGUUUGUGCCAGUGGAUCCUGAGCGUGAAGAAGAACUACAGGAAGAACAUCGCCUAUCACAACUGGAGGCAUGCUUUCAACACAGCACAGUGCAUGUUCGCGCUCCUCAGAUCGGGCCGCUUGCAGAACAAUCUGAGGGAUUUGGAGGUUUUGGCUCUGAUGAUCUCCACUCUGUGCCACGACUUGGACCACAGAGGAGUGAACAACUCGUACAUCCACAGGAGUGACCAUCCACUGGCUCACCUUUACUGCCACUCCACCAUGGAACAUCACCACUUUGACCAGUGCCUCAUGAUCCUCAACAGCCCAGGUAACCAAAUCCUGAGUAGUCUCUCUCUGGAGGAGUACAAAAGUACUUUAAAGAUGAUCGAGAUGGCCAUUCUCUCGACUGACCUGGCCCUCUACAUCAAGAGGCGUGAAGAGUUCUUUGAGUUGACUAAAAACAAGCAGUUUGUAUGGGAGGAUGAACAUCACAGAGACUUACUAAGAUCAAUGCUGAUGACUGCUUGUGACAUAUCAGCCAUUACCAAGCCAUGGCCCGUGCAAAAGAAGAUCGCAGAGCUGGUGGCGACAGAGUUCUACGAACAAGGUGAUAAAGAGAGACAAGAGCUGAACAUGGAGCCCAGCGACCUAAUGAAUCGGGAGAAACGAGACAAGAUUCCCAGCAUGCAGGUGUCCUUCAUUGAUGCCAUCUGCACUCCGUUAUAUGAGACGUUGGCUACGAUGUCAGAGUAUUGUUCUCCUUUGUUGGAGGGUUGCCAGACGAACCGUCAGCACUGGAAGUGUUUGGCCAAAGAGUGUGACAAAGAGGACCAAAACAGCCUGGUUUGAUGUCCAACAACAUGCAGCUUUUCCAGAUUCUUCCUGUUUUUUUUUUUUUUGUAGUUUAACUUUAUUCACCAAAGUUGCCCAGCAAAGCAAAAAAAUAAAACAUAAAACUCACCUUCAAAGAUAACUUCAUUUGAGGCAGCUGGUGUUUCCACUAAGACUACAACUCGGGGUGGGACUCAUGCAAUACAAGGGUGAUAUUUGGCCGACGAUGAAUUCAUAAAAUGUACUAUUUUUGCAAAGUAGUGUUAUUUUCCUUGAAAACUUAAUGACAUUAUGUGCUAAAAAUUGUAGAAGACUAUGACAAUAUUUUCCUGUCUAGUAAAAUUACACGUUUUUUGGUGUAAACCUUAUGACUAAUUACAUGUUUUUAUGUCGUCACACGGCUUUAUCCUCGUAAUAUUUUUUGUAAACCUACAACCUUUUUCUGGUAAAUGUACAAGUUUGCGAGAUUUUUAAAAAAUGUUACAAUUUUCUUUAAAAAAAAAAAGUCUUAAAAUUGCAAGAUUUUUGUUGUCAUAUUUCCUUUUUUUCUUGAAAAUCUUGGACUUGUAAAAUAUAACUUCUUGUAAUGUCGUGUUGACACUUUCUGUAAAUGUACUCUUUAAUUCACCAAAAACUACAUGCAUUUUACACAUUAGAACUGCAUUUGCUUAAAAUUGCUUUGUUGUAGUAUUACCACUAUAUUUGUUUUUUCAUAAAGGUAUGUUGCUUUAACAUUUUUCUAUUUAUAUUUUGUAUAAUCAUAAUAAAACCUUUUUUUGUAAAUUUCAAACUCCUACAGCCAGUCUAUGUGCAAAAAGACAGGCGUGACAUGCUGAUUUUUGAGCCGUAGAAUGGCCUCAGACUGGCUGCAGAGGGUCUUUAUGGGCGCUUACGUUUUUUUUCAGGUUGAAAGACAAACUUACACACUUUGUUUGUCUUCGUGCGUCGUCCAUACGGCCAACGUGUGUCUUUUGUACCUUUUGUUGGUGUCAGAUUCAGGUAUUUCGCACAUCCUCCAUGCGUGUCGAGAUCCUACUUCUUCAUGAUCACCACAACUACUUUCUCCACAAACAAGAAAACAGAGAUUUGGGGAACAACAACAAUCGCACGGCCAAAAAAAUUCUACGUCCGGUUGUGAUUUGGUCUUAAUUUAACCCGCAAUUCCUACUUUAAUGUGGCCAUGUAAUUUAAACUUGUCAAUCGUAAAUGUUUUCUGGGAUGCGUCGCCCGCUGUGUGCUCUGACACAAACAUCUUAGUUGCCCCAGCAAGAACAGUGGUAACAGUCUUGGAAACGUGAAUAUUAUUCCAUACUAUUCCAGACCCGGAACUUUCUAAAAUCACAUUCCAUACUUCUCCAUAGUUGCGUAGGACACAGGACCUUGUCUUGAAAAUAGUAAAAAAAUAAAUAAAUAAAUAAAUAAAUAAAUAAAUAAAUAAAAUAAAAAAUUAAACAGCAGGCAAUGAUCAUUUUAUUAAAAUACCGAGGUGUUCACUUCAUAAGAUGAGUUUUGGCAGUCAAUAAUAAUAAUAAUUUUAAAAAAACGCAUGUUAAAACAUGUUGAUAUUGUCCCCCCCCCCCCAACUGUUCUAUAAAAUCAAAUCUAUGGUACCAUGUUCUAUGAAAUAUAAUCAGUUUUACCCAUUUUUUCGUGUUUUGAAAAAUACCAAACACAAAACGUCUGUUGGUAAUUUUUAAUGUCCGGUAAUGACGCUAUGGAUGUAGAGGGUCAUGUAACGUAACUGAGUCCAUAGAUAUGAAUGAAUGUGUGUGUUUAGAAAGAGUCUGCCUUCUUGUAAGCCACCAUGCUGGUCACCUUGUGGAUAGAAGUGGUGAACGAGCGCAGGCGGACCUCCUCCGAUUGGCUGAUGAUGUGCGGGCUGGACUCCUCCCACUUUUCUGGAAUCUCUAGGUCUUUGUCGGUAUAGACCAGGAGGUUGAAACCACCUGGAAGUAUUGAUGGAAGUAGUACUGUUUAAGCUUUUAUUGCACGGUGAGCUGCAUACAUGUGUGGGUUGUUUAUGGUCCCCAGGGGCACAGGUUGCCCACCCCUGAUACAAGAGGGUUACUUACACGGCGUCUCCAGCAGUGGUAGGAACGUUACCGUGGCAGUUAUCUGUCUGAGCACUGAGCGGAUGUCAUUCUGGAUGGCCUUGAUGGACUUCUCUCUUGGUGCACUGGGAAAUGAUACCUGGCAGUUAUAUAUCACCAUUCAAAAUAACUAUUGAAAACACCCCUUCUAGUGGUAAUAACAUCGUGAAUGAAGAUACAUAAAUAUAUAAUUAGUAAGAUUUAGGAGUGGGAAAAAAUAUCGAUAUGGCAAUAUGAAUGAUACUUUGGAUAUAAUAUUGAUUUUUAAUGUCGUAAUAAAUUUUUUAAAGUAGUAAUGUAAUUUGCGUACCUUGGCUCUGCAAGGUGUUGUUGUACCGCUACCUUGCUGUGUAGUGUUAGUGCUGAGUGAGGCCAUGAGUGAGGCAGUCGCAGAAGUCGACAGUGGAGAAUCAGAAGCAAGGAUGGCAGCAAAACUUGGAGCUAGGGCUGGGCGAUAUGGACCAAAACUCAAAUCCUGAUAUACAGUCAAACCUGUCUAUAGCAGCCGCUGAAGGGAAACGGCAAAGUGGCCACUAUAGACAGGUGGCCACUGUAGACAGGUUGGCGGCCAUUUUGAAUUUGUGCGCGCACAUAUUAACAUGUUCACAAAAAUUAAAAAUGUAUUAAAAAUUUAAAAAUUAAAUCAAAGGUAAUAAAAUUAUAAAAAUAUAAGCAGCAGAGAAAUAUUUAAAAAAAUUAAUUUCCAUCUUUGAUUUUUUUUUUAAAAACGAUUUUAAAAGCAAGAAAUACAAAUUUUAGUGAACGAGCCUGAGGAAUGGGAUCUAACAGGAUACGCGUGAAGCAGUCAUGAAUGGGUGUGUACGUGAACAAUAGAGUGCGGAGGAGGUGCGAAGAUCGGCGUAAACUAACAAUACCAUCUGUUAGGGAACGGCGAGUGCCGUGGAUUGGAUCCCAAGAUGCGGUAGUCGACGUGUGGUUGGAAGAUGUUUGUUCCAAACCAGAAAAAGAUGAAAAGUACAACAAAGGUACAAAAGUACAACAGAUGGUAAUUACAACAAAAGGUGACCCGGAAGACACACGGGAAAAGGAGCAAAAAACAAAAACAGCUACCAAAAAGAGUAGAGUAAGACUAACACAAAACAAGUAUCUCCAGGUGUUGUCAAUUUGCUCUCCAUGGUGGUGUGUAGGGUGUACUGCAAUGAAGAGCACAGGAGAGGGCAGUAUCGCAGCACACAGCACACCACACCAUCUCUCCUUUCUUUUUGAACAGGCUUCUAAUCUCUAAUUAGUCGGCAAUUAAGUGAAAUUUUAGAUGUUUUAUUCAGGUGUUUUGGCCAUUUUAGAAUCUAUUCACGGCGGCAUUGCAAAGUGGGAAGAUUACCCUUUUGGCCGUCAUUGAAUCUUUUCAGGGCGGCAUUGCAAAGUAAGAAGACGACUUUUUUUAUGUGGAACAACUGACAGUUUGUGUGGAUCUUGUGAAUGAUUGUGACUGAGCUAGGACUCGGUAAUUAAAGUCUACGCACGACGGCUUCAUUGAUUGAAAAACGAAACUUUUUCGUGCAUGAAGCUUCUGCGUCAGUCGGUAUUUUGGCCGCUAUAUGCGGUCAGAUAUUGACCAAGGGAUACCAAAUGGGUGGCCGCUGGCCGCGUUACACAGGUGACCGCUAUACACAGGGUCUACAACACGCAACUUUUCUGCGAGGGAUUUUUCAGUGGCCUCUAUAGACAGGUGGCCGCUAAGACAGGUUUGACUGUAUUUAGGUUGAAUAUCAAUAUCUGAUAUAUAUCCCGAUAUUUUUUCUACAAAGUGAGUUUAGACCAGGGGUGAGCAAACUACGUCCCAGGGGCCACAUCCGGCCCGCCAAGCGUUUUAAUCCGGCCCCGCCAGUUGUUUCCAAAGUAAAAGACAAAUAAUUCGCAAUGUGAUAGGACACAGCUUUAGUAAUAACAUGCCACUUGGCACUUUCAUUCGUUUUUUACGCAACAGGAAAAAGAAGCAAGCAAUGAGCUUUGUGUUUGGCAGGAGCUUUGUGUUGGUCCAGCCUGCAGCUUCACACACUCGUACUGGAGUUUGUGCCAAGUUUUAAGGUGGUGAAAAAGAUUUGAUUAUGGAGCGGAUUGAGUAAGGAACUCAAGCAAAGCACCAAGAUGAGCGAUUGAUGUAUGCAAAAUACAAGGAAGAAGAGUCUUGAGCCACUGUGUACAAAAUGCUGUGUCUAACCACGACAACACUCAUUACUCUCUCAUUGUCAUUGUCAUUAUUCCAACUAUGUUCUGUUAUGUCUAUUUAUAUUGAUUAUUAUUUACUUAUUAUUAUACUGAUUGUUAUAUCUGAUUAUUAUUUAUUAUGACUGUGGAAAAACCUUGACAAUUAUAUUACCAUAUUGUUACAUUUAUUGCAAUUGAUGUGAAACGGAUGAGGGGUAGGAUUAAAUAAGCUUUGCUUCUUCCCACUCCUUUUGGGACAUGUGAAAAUGAGAAUUGUACUAUGUGAUGUAUUUCAUUGUAACUUGUAUGCAUGUUCAAGUAAAUUAAACCAUUACUUUCC
Dunckerocampus dactyliophorus (ringed pipefish) is the source of this 9048-nucleotide messenger RNA. It is a transcript of the gene pde5ab, whose product is annotated as phosphodiesterase 5A, cGMP-specific, b. Gene Ontology annotation, cellular component: cytoplasm; nucleolus. The record is from RefSeq and is a predicted model, not a curated record. Gene Ontology annotation, biological process: signal transduction; rRNA methylation. Gene Ontology annotation, molecular function: zinc ion binding; 3',5'-cyclic-GMP phosphodiesterase activity; protein binding. Lineage: Eukaryota; Metazoa; Chordata; Actinopteri; Syngnathiformes; Syngnathidae. The transcript has 24 exons. The coding region runs from base 1657 to 4467 and encodes 936 amino acids.